Messenger RNA from Salvelinus sp. IW2-2015, 1228 nucleotides. RefSeq names its product zinc finger protein 572-like. The record is from RefSeq and is a predicted model, not a curated record. Lineage: Eukaryota; Metazoa; Chordata; Actinopteri; Salmoniformes; Salmonidae. Gene Ontology annotation, biological process: regulation of transcription by RNA polymerase II. Gene Ontology annotation, molecular function: RNA polymerase II cis-regulatory region sequence-specific DNA binding; DNA-binding transcription factor activity, RNA polymerase II-specific.
AGAGAAACUGCAGCUGAUGGAGAAUUUGCUUUGGAUCGACGGAGGGCACAGGCAGGACGCAACGGCAGAUAAACGCACGAAAACGCCAACAAGAGCGAGAGAUGGUUCAAUGAACGAUUAUUGUGAAAGACCUCAGUCUGAGCCCAAAAUACCUGCAAUCAAAAAAAGUGAGAGUUCCUGGGAAAAUAUUUGUCCUCCCCAAGAGAUGCACGUCAUCCAUCAGAUUGAAGAUGGUGCUCUUGUUUUGGAAACAGUGCCUACCACAGUGGUGAGAGACCAGCCUGAGUUGAUUGUGAUCAAGGAGGAACCUUCAGAGGUGGACGUAUGGGGUAGUGGGCCAAAGACCGAACUCAUAAAUGAAAAUGGAGCAGCAACAUCACUUGAUACAGAUGUUGGGUGUCUCGAUGUGCUUCAGCAUUGUCCAGACAGCUCAGACAACCACCCUAUAUUUACUGAGAGCCAGGUGAACCACAGCACUCAGCCCUCCGGAGUGCAAUUGGAGGACCUGGACACGCAUUGGACGCCACCUGCAUGUUCACAGAGCCAGGAUGCGCAGCAGAUCACACCUGCUGCACAGAGAAACUCCAUAACUGGAAACAGCUGUGGUGGUAUAACAAAUGUGCCCUCUCAGAGCUUCAGUGUGGCAAAGUCGAACAUGAAGAUCCACAGCCUGAGAACAUCAGGAGCUAAACGAUUUGGCUGUAUGCAAUGUGGCAAGAACUUCAGGUGUUCUAGUCAGCUGGAAAUACACCAGCGAAGUCACACUGGAGAGAAACCGUACCGAUGCACGCUGUGUGGAAAGAGAUACGCACAGAAAGGGCAUCUUUAUACCCACCAACGCACACACACCGGAGAAAAGCCAUAUCGCUGCCUCGACUGUGGCAAGAGCUUCAUUCAAAAAUGCACUCUCGAUAUGCACCAGCGCACCCACACCGGAGAAAAACCUUAUGUUUGUGUGAAAUGUGGGAAGGGAUUUACUAAAAACUGUAACCUUAAGAAACACAUGGGUGUACAUACAGAGUUUAGCAUGCAUGUUUACAGUGAGUCCAGUUUACAAGAGGACAGAUGGACAAAUAGACCUCAUCCGUACUAGUACCAACCAUAGGCCUACAGCCUCUGCAGUGGAUUUGCUGGACUUCAGUCAUUCAAAGUUUUCCUCAUAGAAUAUUAGUCUUUGCUUUUCAGAAAAAUUAAGCUGUCCUAUUUUUCAACAUUUGCCAGGUCUCUA